Hemisphaericaspora subhashii is the source of this 2382-nucleotide messenger RNA. RefSeq names its product leucine-rich repeat domain-containing protein. Gene Ontology annotation, molecular function: protein binding. The transcript has a single exon. The record is from RefSeq and is a predicted model, not a curated record. NCBI's taxonomy places the organism in Eukaryota, Fungi, Ascomycota, Pichiomycetes, Serinales, Debaryomycetaceae. The coding region runs from base 1 to 2382 and encodes 793 amino acids.
AUGACUGACCAACAACCGCAACAACAAGGAAAACGAAAGAAGCAAAAAACUAGCUUUGAAAUUUUCGAUCUUCCUAAAGAAAUCAUUCAACUUAUUGUUUACUUUAUUCCUGAUGAUUAUUUGGAAACAUACAUCGACAUUCCCUUCAUAGGAGAAUAUGCCGCAUAUAGUCUUUACCAUUCUGUAGAAAUUAUCUCCUCGUAUUCCCGGUAUAACAGCAAUGGACCAUUUAUAGAUCCAAAAGAGUACAAAUAUACCAAGAAUGCUUAUGGCGAGCCAAGGGAGAAAUAUGAAAGGAUAGACAAUUCCUACAAAUUAUCCUACGAAGAUUACGACUUCGAUGAUGGUAUUUCUUUUUAUAGAGUGUUGACACCCAACAAAUUUAUUCAAUUGAAUAAGAAAUACCCGAGAUUCAGACCCAAAGUAAUGCAUUUCUGUCGCUUGGAACUAUUUGUUUGGUUUCAUGAACGAUAUCUGCAAAUUUUAGAAAAAUUGCCAAGAAUAGACAUUUCAUUUAAGCUGGAGGAUAGAUUAUCUCAGUUCUCCUUUGACAUGACUUACAAUAUCUAUCGAGUUUCAGAUGUGUCGGGGAAGUUUCCAUUUCCCCAAGUCAUGUAUGGCCAAUUGUUACCCAAAAUUUCAUCGUUUCUUACUGGCUGUCUACCAAACAUUAAGAAUGUUGCCUGGGGGGAAAAUAUCCAAGAGCUACGGUUAGUGGAAGCUUCAAUGAAGGAGCUCCCUCUCCUUUUUCCUAAUUUGAAAAGGCUAAGGUUGUUUGGUUCUAUUGAUGUUUCCAGCCAAGUGACUUGUCUCCCCCAAUUACCAGAACUGUUACAAUUCUUGCAAAUCGCCAUUUGCGAAUUUGACGAGUUGGAUCUUUCCUAUUUGGAUAACUUGCGAGAAUUUGUGGCUAAUGCUCCCAUAGGGGUUGAUAGGUUGGACAGAUUCAUAUUUCCCCUUGGAAUCGAGCGUAUAGCCUUAAUCGGGGACGCGAAUUGCGGAAUGGAAGAAAGAAAUCUAGAUAGCUUGGACGGAAUAGAAUUGUAUCCUAACUUGAAAGAGUUUCGUGUUGUCCUUGGCAAUGUUACCAAGACGAGUGUAUUUUCGAAUACCCGUUGCUUUCCUACAAACUUGCAAAGGCUUGAUAUAUCUUUAUUUGACCUUUGUGGCGAUGUCGUACCUUAUAACCAGGAACCACUUGUGACAAUUGGGAGAUCUUUUCCAAUUCCACAUGAUCUAAAGGUUCUCGAACUUCAUACGCACUGUGGGUUCUAUAGAGCCGAACAAUUAUCAUUACCAAUGUCCUUAAGAGUAUUAUCAAUUUCAAAUGAUGUCCAUUACAGGUACCAUGAGUAUGCCGAGAAAGAAGAUUGGUCUGGUCUUGUAUGUCCAGAUUCUCUCGUCGAGUUAAAUCUUGAAGUUACCACGUUAGAAGGAAUUUCCCUUCCCAAAUCGUUGCACAGUGCAAGGCUAUACACAAUAGAACCUAUCAAACAAUUGGAUUUGCAGGAAUUAGACAAUUUGGUUAGACUUAAGAUCGGUUACGGAAGACUGGACAUUUUUAUAGGCAAAUUACCUUCCAGUUUGCAGAUUUUGGAUUUAUCUGAUAAUUCAUUCCAGGAAGUCUUCAUAGAUGCUCCAAAUUUAAAACUGGUCAACCUAACAAACCACCAGGGAUUUCGAGUUAUUCAUAGUGGUAACUUUCACGUACCCGAUUCUGUAGAAGUGCUUGCAUUGGUCUUGGUGAAACCGAGCAAGAUUUAUCCAAAUAUCCUCCCAAUACUGUUGAGGGAACUCUAUUUGAAAAAAUCUUACAUAACUACCAAGUCAUUGGCCCAAAUCGAGUUAGGAUCGUAUAAAAGUCUAGUUAAAUUAGAUUUGCUGGGAAACGAGAUAUCUUUCUUGGAGAAUCACAUUCCAUCUUCAUUGCAAUGGUUGUGUCUUGACGGAAAUCCAAUUUCUGCGUUUGCUUCUGCUUCAGUAUUCUCAAGUCUAAAGAGUUUGCAAAAAUUAAGUAUGGCAUCCACCAAGAUCAAUGAGUACUUCCAAAAGGAUGGAAAUCUGUUGAUCAAUGAGUACUUCCAAAAGGAUGGAAAUCUGUUGAUAUUCCCCUCCUCGUUGAUUAGUUUAGAUCUUUCCGACAAUGAAUUACAAAGCGGAGUUUCACCCCACUUGAUAUUCCUGACUCGCACACAAUUGCAGGAAGUUUGUUUGGUUGGAAAUCCAGAUAUGACAGAUGCUCAAAUUAUAGUAGAAGUACUCAAAGCAUCAAGUCCAGACAUGGCAGAAUUAUUGUUGGACCGUCAGCUUCAAGAAUACGUUCGGGAAGAAGGUGUCAAUUUCUUAUCGUUUUAUACCCCCAAGACGAAUUGGUGGCAAUAA